CCUGGAUCCGGGGAAAGGUGGAUCUCGGAGCUUGGCUGAGCCCGCACAAUAAAGGCAGCCCGGACUUCAACCGCUAGCAUGUGUGCUGUACAAGUAAAGCUGGAACUGGGUCAUCGAGCCCAGGUUAGGAAGAAACCAACACUUGAGGGUUUCACCCAUGAUUGGAUGGUAUUUGUCAGAGGACCAGAGCACAGUAACAUUCAGCACUUUGUGGAGAAAGUUGUAUUUCACUUGCAUGAAAGCUUUCCAAAGCCUAAGCGAGUGUGCAAAGACCCACCAUAUAAAGUAGAAGAGUCUGGUUAUGCUGGUUUCAUUCUGCCCAUAGAAGUCUACUUCAAAAAUAAGGAAGAACCUAAGAAAGUGCGAUUUGACUAUGACUUGUUUCUGCACCUUGAAGGUCAUCCGCCUGUAAACCACCUACGCUGUGAAAAACUCACCUUUAACAACCCCACUGAGGAGUUUAGAAAGAAACUGCUUAAAGCCGGCGGGAUAAUGGUUAUGUCAGAGGGCUCAUCCUUUUCUUCAGGCACCAGUCUUCAUCUUCCCGGCCUUCCCAGUAAUUCCCUAUCUUUCUCAGAUGUAAAGAAAAGCAAAUCAUCUCAUGGAUCCAAGGACCCAAAUAAAUUGGUUAGUGUAAACAGUAGCAGUAACACACUUAGCUUAUCAAAGCCACAUAAAUCUUCAAAGGAACACAAGGAGAAAUCAUCAAAAGACUCAAAAGAGCAUAGAAGUGCCUUUAAAGAACCUUCCAGGGAUCAUACAAAAUCUUCCAAAGAAUCCUCCAAAAAACCCAAAGAAAACAAACCACUGAAAGAUGAAAAAAUCGUCCCUAAAAUGGCCUUUAAGGAACCUAAACCCAUGACAAAGGAAACAAGGUGUGAGAACAAUAAUAUUCUUACAAUAUCAAGUGGGCAUCAACAAGAAAAAAAAGUCUCUAGUAAAAGGCCGUCUCACAUAGACUCUGAAGAUCCACUGACCAGGAAACGAAGGAAAAGCAACUCUGAAUCAUCUCUUAAAAGUUUUUCCAAUUCCUCGCUUCUCAUAUUAUCUUCAUCUGAUAAAAAACCUUUGAAAGACAAAUCUCAGCCUAAAACUGGGAAGGUAAAGAUUGAAAGUGAAGUCAUAGACAAGAAGAAGGUGUCAUUGCCACCUUUUGAAGAUAUUGUAGAUCCCAAUGAUACAGAUAUUGAGGACAACAUGUCGUCCAAAUCAGAGUCAGGACAGCCAAGCCCGGCAAGUUCUACGUCCAGUUCAAGUUCCAGUUUGGCACCACCACAUAACCAUAGACAAGAUUUCUUUACGUCUUGUACAGGUUCCCUGAGGUCUAUAAUGAAAGACCUAAAUUCUGAUGAAAAUGAGGAAGAAUCUGAUGAUCCUGAAGACAAUGACUCAGAAAAUGAAAGGACUAUCCAUAUUCAUGGAGGAAGUCGUGCUCGCAGAAUUAGCCUAAGUGAUGGAAGCAAUAGCGAAAGCAGUUCAGUUUCAUCACCGUUGCGAAAUGAGCCUCCUACCUUAUUAAAAACGAACAGUAAUCAGAUCCUGGAUGUAAAGAGCCCGAUUAAACAGAGCAAGUCUGAAAAGCCAAUAAAAAAUGGAGACUGCGAUAAGGCAUACCUAGAUGAAUUAGUUGAACUUCACAGGCGAUUAAUGACUUUAAGAGAAAGACACAUACUUCAGCAGAUUGUGAACCUUAUAGAAGAAACUGGGCACUUCCAUAUCACAAACACAACCUUUGACUUUGACCUUUGUUCCCUUGAUAAAACUACAGUCCGCAAACUACAGAGCUACUUGGAAACAUCUGGGGCCUCCUGAGAGUAUAAGAUGGACCUGCCUUUUGUGGACAAUUAGACAAGAGUCAGUGCAACUGAACUGCUUGUAAUAAUUCAGGAUGUUAAAAGUGGAUCUGUUACUCUAAAGAGCAACAAGAAACAAAAAACAUCUUUGGAUGGUUAUCUUCUUUCUACUUGUUUUUUUUAUGCCCAAAGUGGAAAAUGAUGAACCACAAUUAAGAAAAAAAAAUCAUCCUUCAUACAAAUUAUACAUUUUUGGAGAUUAAACCUGGAAAGCCUUGAAAAAGAAGACACGGACAACAUGACUUAUUUCAUUAACUAAUGUGCUCAGGAUCAUGUGUCUCUGUAUGGCGCACUUAUGUUGAGCACACACUGCCUUACUACGUGACUGAUCUAUUUAUUACCGCAUAUCUAGGUUCCAAACAUCAGUAUGGGAAUGACACUACCACAUGCUACAAGGUCCAGUAUGCCCAUCCCAAAAUACACUCCGCUCUUAGAGCAGGACUGCCAUCAGCAACAUAAUGAUGACUCUAUUCACAAGAACAUUUCUCAGCUUACACAGC
This is a messenger RNA of Nanorana parkeri, 2353 nucleotides long. RefSeq names its product MLLT3, super elongation complex subunit (gene MLLT3). Gene Ontology annotation, cellular component: super elongation complex. Gene Ontology annotation, biological process: regulation of DNA-templated transcription. NCBI's taxonomy places the organism in Eukaryota, Metazoa, Chordata, Amphibia, Anura, Dicroglossidae. The record is from RefSeq and is a predicted model, not a curated record. Bases 79 to 1812 code for a protein of 577 amino acids. The transcript has 13 exons.